Molecule: messenger RNA, 1629 nt
Organism: Suillus clintonianus
Lineage: Eukaryota; Fungi; Basidiomycota; Agaricomycetes; Boletales; Suillaceae
Exons: 13
Coding region: 1-1629 (542 amino acids)
Molecular function (GO): glycosyltransferase activity
Source: RefSeq, a predicted model, not a curated record
AUGGAACCUCCAUCAUCACCCUCCUCUACCAUUACUGCCCCACCUGACUAUCGUGAAAACUCUCGGAGGUUAGCGAAAUUGAUCGCGGAGGCUAUGACCUGCCGUUACGCCCUCCUGCAUUAUGACAGCGCCUCGAAGUCCAUGAUUGAAUGGUAUUGGCCUGCCGAUAGUGAUGGAGAGAGGAUUCCGCCGUCCCAUCUAGAGAAGUACCGCAACGGACACGAUUUUAAAUACCCGUGUUGUCUAUGCGCUGAUGGCGGUGGAAGAGGGGCGUACAUGGAGGCGGCAGUGUACUCUUGGCGGAAUGAGAUUGCCGGGAAGACUGAUUGGAUUGCAAGAUGUGCAUCAGAUAUAUGCGGAUACCGUGUGAGAAUCGACGUGUAUUUCCAAUUAUCGUCUUUGGGCACCUUCCAAUACCCGCAAAGAGAUCCAGAACAACGAAUCUUGCCUAUCGGACUCGAGUGGGACCACAGAGAGCAAGCAGAAUUGUUGAGCAGGCUUGGCUCUGCCGAUGGCGAUGGGAUUCCGGCGAGGGAGUUCCGUGUUCUGUUUAAGCGCUGCAAAAAAUGCAUGCGAGUCAGAAACAUCAAGAACAUCGUCGUCAAGCUCCUCACCAUCAUUAGCUAUCACUCCAUCCUCCUCGUCCUCCUCGUCACUGCUGGUCACUGUGACUUAGGUAUCCACAAAGGCGCGGAAUGCACGAUCUUCAUACAGAAGGGCGGUCAGAAACUUACACGAGGCAGUUCACAUACCUGUUCUGUGAAAUACUCGAAGAGCGGCGCAUAUCUCCAUCCUUUGAAUUACUUUCAUUUCGAGCACUUUGUCCUUAUUCGAGAGAAUGACACGUGGAAGGGCGCACCAACCAUCGAGGAUGGAGACGCGGAUUUUGUGAUUGAUAUCGUUGGAACUAGAGAAGAUGGUCACAACACGUUUAACGUCAGUACCACAGGAUUAUUUUGCAUCUGUUACGGUAACUUGGCCGAUGAGUCAAACAACAAGCAUCAAAGCAAGGGUUCCACAUCUUCAUCUGGAUCAGCGGAUCUCCUACAAACCCUCGACUGUUUGUUCGCUGCCCCUUCGCUUUCUCUUGCUAUGCGGUUUCAUCCCUUCAAUCCAUUUGUGACUUAUCAGACCACAAUCGGUCGUAGUUGCGCACUGGUACAUAUGAAGCUAUCCGAAGUUUCUAAGGAACGGUUGGUCCUUACAGAUGCUGCAACGAUUAAACCUACUCCACCAUCGCUUUCCACAGCACAGACGGAUCAGAUGUUUUGGAAAGAUCUCCGAUGUCCUCCUAUUCCGAGACAACUCCGUCAUAACCCUGAUAAGCCUUUCCACUUCGGAAUGUUGCUCAAUGUAUCUUUCGGCAUAGGCACCACUUUGGUUGUUGCCAACCUGUACUAUUGCCAACUAACAAAAAGGGGAAAAAAUCUAUCCUUGAUGAAUGUCUCCGAAGUUCAAUUAUCGGCUUCUUUCUAUAUCACAUAUGACGAAGGGGCAAGAAUACCGACGGUUUUCAAGUCCUUAUUUAAUGUAGCCAUUGGAGACAUGGCUCACGGCGUAUUCCGAAUCCAAAGUAGGAGUCCCCUAGCAGCGAACGAAUUCGAAAUUCAAACUCAGGGCCGGGCCUAG